Molecule: messenger RNA, 2508 nt
Organism: Hevea brasiliensis (rubber tree)
Lineage: Eukaryota; Viridiplantae; Streptophyta; Magnoliopsida; Malpighiales; Euphorbiaceae
Product: phosphatidylinositol/phosphatidylcholine transfer protein SFH8
Exons: 15
Coding region: 349-2226 (625 amino acids)
Source: RefSeq, a predicted model, not a curated record
AACUCGCUCUCACUUUCUCUCUGUACCUCCCUCUCCACAAACGAUCUCAUUCGCCGUCGUUUCCUCAGGCGAAUCUAAUUUAUUCUAUUUAUUCUAUUUUUAAUUUCGAUCAUCAUCUCUGCUGCAAUUCCGUUGUUUCGAUCUCGCUUAUUGUUCCCGGCGAUAUGCAUUUAUGACCAUUUGAUUCCCUCGUGAUUGGCGCCGACAUUUAUCUCUCCCGCCAGGGGUUUUGUAGGGUGCAUUGUUGUUGCUGAAGAGCGAUUGACCGUUGUUCGAGUGGAAUUGAGCAGAGAGAGAGAGAGAGAGAGAGAGAGUUUAGUGCCUCCAAUUGUGUGCUGAAGCCGGGAAAUGUCGGGCCCACUGGAUCGCUUCGCGAGACCUUGCUUUGACGGAUUCUCAGGUAGUGAUGAGAGAAAAGAGAGAAAAUCUGAUUUUGAAAACUCUGAGGAUGAAAGGCGAACCAGAAUAGGAUCUCUUAAAAAGAAAGCAAUUAAUGCAUCUACUAAAUUUAAGCAUUCUCUGAAGAAAAAGAGCAGUAGAAGAAAGAGUGAUGGUAGAGUCAGUUCUGUUUCGAUUGAGGAUGUUCGGGAUGUUGGAGAACUGCAGGCUGUUGAUGAAUUUCGUCAGGCAUUGAUCAUGGACGAAUUACUACCAGAAAGACAUGAUGAUUAUCAUAUGUUGUUGAGGUUCUUGAAAGCAAGGAAGUUUGACAUUGAAAAAGCAAAACACAUGUGGGCCGACAUGCUUCAAUGGAGGAAGGAAUUUGAUGCUGAUACUAUUAUGGAGGAUUUUGAAUUUAAAGAGUUGAAUGAAGUUUUGAUGUAUUACCCCCAUGGUUAUCAUGGAGUGGAUAAAGAAGGGAGACCUGUUUACAUCGAAAGAUUGGGAAAAGUUGAUCCUCAUAAGCUUAUGCAAGUUACAACUAUGGAUCGGUAUGUAAAAUACCACGUGCGGGAGUUUGAGAAAAGCUUUGCAAUAAAAUUUCCUGCUUGUACCAUUGCUGCAAAGAGACAUAUAGAUUCAAGCACAACCAUUUUAGAUGUUCAUGGCGUGGGUCUUAAGAACUUCACCAAGAAUGCACGGGAUCUAAUUAUGCGACUGCAAAAGAUUGAUGGUGACAAUUACCCUGAGACACUCCACCAAAUGUUCAUCAUCAAUGCUGGUCCUGGAUUUAGACUGCUAUGGAACACUGUGAAGACUUUUCUAGAUCCUAAAACCACCUCCAAGAUUCACGUUCUUGGAAACAAAUAUCACAGUAAAUUGCUUGAGAUGAUUGAUGCCAGUGAGUUGCCAGAAUUUCUUGGUGGUACCUGUACCUGUGCAGAUCAGGGAGGUUGCCUUCGGUCAGAUAAGGGACCAUGGAAAAACCCAGAAAUAUUGAAGAUGGUUCUUAAUGGUGAAGCACGGCGUGCCCACCAGGUUGUAAAAGUUUUAAACAGUGAGGGGAAGGUUAUUGCAUAUGCUAAGCCACGUUACCCUGUGCUUGUCAGAGGUAGUGAUACAUCCACUGCUGAGUCAGGAUCUGAAGCUGAAGAUAUUGCUUCCCCCAAAGCACUGAAGAGUUAUUCACAUCUUCGACUGACUCCUGUUCGCGAAGAAGGUAAGGUGGUUGGAAAGGCAAGCUAUGCUGGUAACUUCUCAGGGUAUGAUGAAUAUGUUCCUAUGGUUGACAAAGCUGUUGAUGCUGGUUGGAAACAGCAAGCAUCCAUUCAGAGGCCUUCUGUUUCCAAAGCAACACUUGCUCUGCCUGAAACUCCGAAGAGUCCAGAAGGAAUUCACGUUAGAAUAUUUGUAGCAGUUAUGGCUUUCUUCGUCACACUUUUCACUCUUCUACGAACUUUGGUGUUCCGUGUAACUAAGAGGCUUCCCAAUGCUUCAUCUGAUGAUCAAAGUUCUCCUGAAGUUUUCUUGGAGGCAACACAGGAAGAGUUCCGUCCCCCUUCACCAACUCCAGCUUUUACUGAGGCAGAUCUCCUCUCUUCUGUACUGAAAAGGCUAGGUGAGCUAGAGGAGAAAGUGGAUACACUUAGAGCAAAGCCAACAGAAAUGCCUUAUGAGAAAGAGGAAUUACUGAAUGCCGCUGUUUGUCGUGUGGAUGCCCUAGAAGCAGAGCUAAUUGCUACCAAAAAGGCUUUACAUGAAGCUUUAAUGAAGCUAGAAGAUUUGCUCGUGUACGUAGACAGUCAAGAAGAAGCCAAGUACCGGAAAAAGAAGUUUUGCUGGUAAGAUGUUUUGCCUAUGGAGGGAGACUUUGGUGACUUUCUGGCUGGCACAAAAAUUUGUCUUUUCUGUACGAAGUGUUUUAACAUACAAGCACAGAUGUUGGUCGUGCUGAGGACACUUUCUAAUUGAUGUGAGUUUCUGUUGAUUACGAAGGAAAAGACUUUGUUAUAAGGAAAUUAUUGUAUGACCGCCAUUGUUCUUAAAUCAUGUGUGCGUGGUUUGGUUUUCCAAAUUUAGUGGUUUUUCCUUAUAUUUUCUAAUAUGAAUGGACUUGAUAAUUGUCAA